This is a messenger RNA of Rotaria sp. Silwood1, 495 nucleotides long. Lineage: Eukaryota; Metazoa; Rotifera; Eurotatoria; Philodinida; Philodinidae. The record is from the annotation of a GenBank genome assembly.
AUGAUUGGAAUGUUUGUUGCAACACUACCAUAUCGUAUUCAAUUAGAUUGUCACUGGUUAUUUGAUGAACUUGUAAAACAUGUACGAGAAAAAUGUUUGUCGAUUCUUGAACAUGCUCAUUAUCCAUUACAAUAUAUUCUCGCUGAAUCCCAUCUGAAUCCAUCGAAUGUUUCUUUUCUUGAGACUAUGUUUGACUUUAUUAUUGUACCUCCUGGUAGUGGUGAAUUAUGUUUUAAUGAUGCAACUUUGGAAGACAUUUCGUUCGAAGUAUCAUCUACAGUGGCUAAAUUUGAUUUCACGUUGACAUUCCUUUACAAUUCAUCAUUAAAUGAUGAUAGACUUUCAUGUCGUUUUGUCUGUUCACAUGAUUUAUUCGAUCAGUCGACUGUUGAUCGGAUAGCACAAAGAUUUCAACAUCUUUUCUAUCAACUCUUUUCUUCCACAUGUGGCGUCUAAUUAGAAAUUAAACCAUUAAUCGAAACUAAACUCUGGUAA